AUGUACCCAACCAGCUAUACAGAUAAGCGCCUCGACAGGACCUUGGCGCAGAUGAGACCACUCUUCAUGAAGGCCUUUGGAGUGCAAGGUAAAGACGAUGUGGAGUGGGUUCUCUUUACCUUUGCCCCUGGGCGCGUCAACUUCAUUGGCGAACACGUUGACUACAUGGGCGGGUACGUAUGCCCCGCUGCAGUGGGGGACGGCUGCCACAUUCUUGUGGGCCGCGUGAAGCAUUUCACCGACAACAAGUUGCGCUUUGCCACGACUCUCGGUGAGUACUUCGAGCUCGACAAACUCGGCGCGUCGCAACACGACAAGGCGUGGACCACCUUUGUCCGUGGUGCAGUCUCGAUUCGCCUCCCCCAUCACGGUGUAAAGCUUGGCGCCAAACCUCUGAAGGGGCUCUGCAUGAUGAUUCUUGGAACGCUCGAGAUGGGAGCUGGUAUGAGCGCGUCCGCCUCUCUCGAUAUCGCACUGCUUAAUGCGCUGAGCACGACGAUCACCGGUCGCUACAAGAACCCCCGCCUGACGCCCGGGCGGCGGUAUGCCUUCCUCCACCGCGAGUCGCCUCACAAUAUGAUUGAGCUUGUGAAGCAGGGCCGCCGCAUUGAGAACGAGUUCUGCGGUGCGAACGUUGGCAUCAUGGAUCAGUUUGUUUCCGCCUUUGCCGUUGCAAACAAGUUUCUGGUGCUUGACUGCAUGGCACUGACGUACAGGUUGUGUGACAUCACACCAGUGACGGGCAAUGACGCCUGCUUCCUUCUUAUUGACUCCAUGGUGAAGCACGAGCUGACGGGGAAAACGGCUGGGGCGUACAAUACCGUGCGCAGUGACCAGGAACAUGCACAGGAGAAGAUUUCAAAGCACGUCUUGGGCGGAAAGCCGUUCACGUUUACCGAGCUUGUGCGUGAGCCACGCAACUACACCGCUGAUGGCGACGCUGUUGGUUUCAUCAAGUCGUGCCGGAAGUACCUUUCCCCCAGUGAAUUUGACCGCAGUUACUACAAUGUGACUGAGCAGAUCCGUACGCGUGACUUUAUCGCCCUCACAAAUACGAGCACCAGCCUGACACACGAGGAGCGGUUCAGGGCGGCAGGCCGCAUCCUUAACGAGGCACACGAAGGCAUGAAGACGCUCAUGAAGAUCACGACAGAGGAACUGGACUUAAUUCAGGAGACCAUCAACCAGGAUCCCGGCGUUGCGGGUGGGCGCAUGAUGGGAGGCGGAUUUGGCGGCUGCAUCAUCCUGCUGCUCAAAAAGAAUGCCGUGGACGGCGUCGUGCGCAACGUUCGUGGAAAGUUCAAAGCGCGCUUCAACUUGGAGAACAAGGUCUACCCCGUGGUGAUGGGUGACGGCGCCAUAGUGGUGUCGUUGGCCAUCGACAAAAAGAAUGGUAGCAACCUGUAA
Trypanosoma rangeli is the source of this 1407-nucleotide messenger RNA. Its product is annotated as putative galactokinase-like protein. The record is from RefSeq and is a predicted model, not a curated record. Gene Ontology annotation, biological process: carbohydrate phosphorylation; galactose metabolic process. The transcript has a single exon. NCBI's taxonomy places the organism in Eukaryota, Euglenozoa, Kinetoplastea, Trypanosomatida, Trypanosomatidae. Gene Ontology annotation, cellular component: cytoplasm; cytosol. Gene Ontology annotation, molecular function: galactokinase activity; ATP binding. Bases 1 to 1407 code for a protein of 468 amino acids.